AUGAGAGCGUGCAGAAGAUUCCUGCUGUUUUUCGGAAUUAUGGGAUCUAUGUUUCUCAUUUACCAAUGGGAAAUAUCACAGAUAAACAAAGCAGAGGGGAUCCAUCAGCUGCAGGAGCUGAGAAAGCAGCAGCUGAGAGAAAAGUGUAAUGCAUUUACAGAGGGGAGGCACAGUUUUGAAAACAUGAGUAACACGGAGCUAAGGAACCUUGUUGUGGAUGACGAACACUGCAUUAUCUACUGUUACAUUCCCAAGGUGGCGUCUACCAACUGGAAGAAAUUUAUGUUUGUCCUAAACCUGAGCGAGCCAUAUCAAGACCUGUUGUCCAUACCUGGUGAAUUGGUCCACCAGCCAGAGAAGCUCACUCACCUAAACAGCUUCCAAAGACCAGAGAUAAAGGCAAAGCUGAGGCACUACACCAAAUUCCUGUUUGUCCGGGACCCAUUUACCCGUCUCAUCUCCGCCUACCGAGACAAGUUACUGGGCUACAAUGACUUCUACUAUAAAUACUUUGGUUGGGACAUUCUGCAGCGGUAUGGCAACAUGGCUAAUCCACCAAAGACAAAGGAGGAGGCGUUUGCAUCCGGUGUGCGCCCCUCAUUUCACAACUUUAUUCAGUACCUGCUGGACCCGCAGACACAGAAGCAGCCCUUUGAUUCCCACUGGAGGCACAUGCACCACUUGUGCAACCCCUGCACUAUACAGUAUGACUUCAUUGGACAUCAGGAGACUUUACAGCAGGACACUGAACAGCUGCUGAAGAUGUUAAAGCUGCAGGAUGACAUUAAGUUCCCUCCCGUCUAUAAAAACGUGACAUCCUCUGCUUCUGUGUCAAGGUGGUUUAGCACAGUGCCCCUAGAGGACAGGAGGAAGCUGUAUGAACUCUACGAGGAGGACUUUAGGCUUUUUGGCUACAGUAAGCCAAGUGAAUUACUUGAUGGUUGA
Plectropomus leopardus (leopard coralgrouper) is the source of this 945-nucleotide messenger RNA. NCBI's taxonomy places the organism in Eukaryota, Metazoa, Chordata, Actinopteri, Perciformes, Serranidae. The record is from RefSeq and is a predicted model, not a curated record.